Molecule: messenger RNA, 4566 nt
Organism: Aureobasidium namibiae CBS 147.97
Lineage: Eukaryota; Fungi; Ascomycota; Dothideomycetes; Dothideales; Saccotheciaceae
Exons: 3
Coding region: 1-4566 (1521 amino acids)
Biological process (GO): regulation of growth
Source: RefSeq, a predicted model, not a curated record
AUGUUGCGUUUCUCAACCAUCAUCACCUGGCUUGUCUGGGCUAUUGCUUUCGAGCAUCUUAUCCAAGCAGCACCAGCCAAGGCAUCCUGCACUUCUACCGAUCCUAUUCUUGCUUCCAUCAAGAAUGACUUCGGAUCACCUCUUGCCUUCUGUCAGUGGUGGUCCGGAGCUUCAUACAUCUCCUCCAGCCCGAUCAAUGGCGUAUCUCCCGUCGAUAUCAGCAGAGUCUGCAGAUGUAUCAACGCAAACUCAGCUCUCAUCGGCAAGACAACAACCAAAGCCAUGGCUUCCCCGACUGGCGUGAGCAAAGUGCCCAAUUUGGAUGCCCUUCGAAAGCUUGUAGCUCAGCCCUUGCCUUUCUGCAAGUUUUGGUUCAAUGCUCCUGUCUGCAAGGCCGUCACUGCUACACCCGCCCUCGUGACUAGUUCCGUCAGGUCAACAGCCAAAGCCUCUUCGUCUACCAAGAAGAUCUCUUCUUCUUCGUCUACAAGGGUCUCGAGUUCGACAGUUUCUCCUUCCAAGAUCUCGAGCUCCAGCAAAAUCACCAGUAGCUCAGUCAAGCCUACAACGUCUUCGACAAAGCCAGUUGUCUCCUCGUCGAAGCCUGCCGUGUCUUCAUCCAAAAAUAGCGUCAGUUUCUCGAGCUCCACAUCUUCGACUUUCACAAGCUCUUCGAUAAGCGUCGUCAGCGCCUUGCCUACCGCUACGGCCGUGGGAAAUGUAUUCACAGCAUCCGAAGUCACUCUUCCGCCAGCGCCUACUGCCACACUAGGAUCUAUGGCUCCGCCUGGCCUCGACUUGGACAAUGUUGAAAACUUGACUCCUGCUCCUCAAGCAAACCUUUACUUUGGUGGUGCCCCCUCCGCUGAUAAUGCGACCUCGACUGUUGCCAAGGUCGGUGUUGGUUUCCAGCACCCUUCCGUCGUCCUCGAUCACACCAGUUAUAUCAAGAGUGUUCACUGCGACGCCUCGAGCAUAACCAUUGUCUUCAAUGACCUUUCCGCCUUCCAGCACUCGGAGUCGGAGUGGCAAAUGGAUGGCCACGUCAUUUUGGUCACCUCAGAGGACUCGUGUGGUGCCAACGGAACCAGUACCAUGUUCUUGACCGAAUCUUUCACAUUCGAUACUACCAACCUCAUCGCUGUCGGUAAAGGUCAAGAGGCACAGCUGGCUGAUAUUUUUGACACCCUCGAUCUUGACUUUGGUACCGUCACAACCUCAAACACCUCAUACACACCAAACUGCGGCACCAUGAACGGAACAGAUGGCACUUUCCCAUCCGCUGCUUGCGGAACCUCUUUUGAUUCUACCCUCGAUCAGGAACUUGGAUACUACACUGGAGAUGAUGACUCUAUCAUCGCUAUUGUGGCUCCGACAUCGCAGAGUACCCUGAGCAAGAGAUGGUCUCUCAAGGGUGCCAUCAGCAAGGUAACCAGCGUGGCUAAGGCAAUUGCAGCGCCGGUCGCCAAGGCAGCUGCCGCAGUCGUCCCUGCCUCGAUUCAGAAGGCAGCGUCAAGUCUCGGUAGCACCAUCAAGUCUGCAGUCUCGGCCGUUGCGUCUCUGGUUCCUGCCAUCACUCUGUCCAAGUCCUUGGACGUACCGCUCAACCUUGGACCUGCUCAGAACGACCCUUCGCCUUGGGGCCCGCAAUACAAGUUCUUUGAGUACAGCCCGGAUUCGCAGAAGGACGCCUCGAUGAUCGCUGCCACACAAAAGUCCCUGAGUGGCAUGUCCACCUCGCUGAAUGGUAUCUCUGAUCCUAAGCCUGGUAUUCAAAUGUAUUGCGUGGAUUGCGGUAUCAAGGGCGAUUUCCAAGCAGUAGGUACUGUCUCAGCCAGUCUUGCCCAGGGUGUGACAAAGUGCGAUGUCAGUCUCGACGGCAAUCUCUACGCAGGAGUCUUUGUCGGAGUCAAUGCCUUUGCCGCCUACGAGAAGAACAUCAACAAGGAUCUGAUCAACAAGGGUCUUCCAACUCUGUCUAUCCCCGGUAUCGCCGUGUUGGGCCCCAAGGUCACUGUCUCCCUGAACAGCAAUCUCAAAGUCCAAGCUGCUGGUCAGCUGCUUGUCGGAGCAUCUCUGAACUGGCCUAAGAUCCAUGCCAACCUCGAUCUGUUGGACAAGUCGAAGUCUGUCCAGACUGGCUUUACCCCCGAGAUUGUCAAGAAGUUCGACGCAUGGGGAGAUGUCACAGCUGACGCUUCUCUUGCGCUACCCGUGACUCUCUUCUUCGGUGUGGACAUAUUGAACGGAAAGUAUCAGAAGGGUGUCUCGCUUGUCAAUACCCCUGCAGUCACUGCAUCUGCCGAACUUGCCAUCGCCGCCAGUUACGGCACAGGUGCUUCCAACAGUAUCACUAGCUCUACCGGCUGUUUCGGAAUCAAGUACAACAUCGGACUGAGCAACAACCUCGCGGUUCACCUUCUCGACAUCAACACAUUCACGCUUUUGGACUACCAGAGACCCAGUCUCGCAAACGGCUGUCUCGGUCGUGCCGUACCCACCGUCAAGCGCACCACAUCUUCCUCUGCCGCUCCUACUUCCACAGACGACGGAUCUGAUGGUUCCGCCGCAACUGACGGUCCCGCCCCUACGGACGGCUCAGGCUCUGGCUCGUCAGAUGGUGGUGAUAAUGGAGGUAGCAGUGCAUCGACCAUUGCAGACUCUGGUGGCUCGCCCGCACCUACUGAUGGUGGUAGUCAACCAACCACAACCGAUGCCGGCAGUCAGCCAACUUCAAACGAUGCUGGCAGCCAACCAACUACGACCAAUAGCGGAAGUGCGCAGACCACAGCCAAUGGUGGAAAUGCUGGAAGUGCACAGACUACAACCGCUGGUUCCGUCGCGCAAACAUCCACCACCAGCGUUGUCGCACCCACGCCCAGCGCUCUCAAGUGUGGCGACUAUUACACUACCAGCGAUGGUACCUAUUGGCAAGUUCAAUGUGGCUUUGAUUGGCCCGGAAGAGAUAUCAUGCACACUCCCUACUUCAACAUGUCAUCUUGUAUCGACGCUUGCUCUGAUUAUGGCUCAAGCUGUGUGGGAGUCAUCUGGGUCCAACGCGGUCAAGAUGCUCAGAACUGCUGGUUGAAGAGCUCUACGCCCGUCAAAGGAAGUGUUCCAUCUGGUCUCACUCUCUUCGCCGCCUCACCCGUAACAUAUGCUCCUCUGGCCUCCUGCCCUGCUGCAGAUGGCACCACCUUUGUCGAUGCCCAGAAGCAGGUCUAUCAGGUCAAAUGUAACAUGGACUACCAAGGUUACGACCUCGGUGGUCUGACCGGGUACACCAAUUUGGAGUCAUGCAUCAACUACUGUGAUACCAACCUGGACUGUAUCGGUGUGUCUUACGCCUACAGCGGAACCUACAAGACUCCGCUCUGCUAUCCCAAGUAUGAGAUCACCGACGUGCCUCUCAACGCCACAAGGUUCAAGUACAAGGUCGACACCGCCAUCAAGAUGAACAGACCUCAGAAAAAAGCAUUGGGCUCAUGUCCUUCCAUUGACGGAAGCACUUUCUACGACGCUGCUGGCAAGUACUACAAGAUCUCAUGUGGUUUGGAUUACCAAGGCAACGACAUCAUCGAGAAAGACAACAUUGCCACACUCGAGCAGUGUAUCAACGCUUGCGAUGCUAACAAUGGUUGUACCGGUGUCAGCUUCGCCCACGAUGGCUACUAUGGAAACAACCCUGGCUGCUACCUCAAGAGCGCGCAAUCAAGCAACGCUGUCAACAGUACUACCGAUCUCUCAUACAUUGUCGACUCUGCAUACUUGGUCAGCGGAUCCAUGAAGAAGAGAGAUGUCGUCUCUGUCAACGUCAAGGUCGCCUCCAGUUCUACAGUUUCCGCAGCCUCAUCAUCGUCGUCGGUUCUCAGCAGCAGGUCUUCCACCCUAUCUGCCUCAUCAUCUUCAGCCGCCUCGACCACUCUCUCGUCAAGCUUCACAAGCUCUUCCGCCUCGGUCAAAACCUCUGUCAGCUCGUCCGUGUCUUCAAGCAAGUCAAGCUCCCUUUCAAGAUCUAUGACCAGCUCGUCAACUUCUUCUUCAGUCAGCUCAUCGGCCACUGCCGCAGCCGACAACACUACCAACAUCAUCAUUACUGACACUUCUGGCCAACUCCAACUCACACCUUCCGGCGACGGCAACAUGUACAUGUCUCCGAACGCCUCCAGCGCAAGCUUUGGCUCAGACGGCUAUGUCGCUCUGGGAGACGCGACUGGAAACCUCUUCGUCUACUACCCCGACAUGCUGGCAGCUCAUGGAGCCUCUCGUUUCCGUCUUGCCGCUUGGGGGUCUAUUCCCCACGGUGCUCGCCUCCUCACUCUUACACCUUUCAAGAGUGGAGACGUUACUGCCUUGUUGGCAGUAGAUACCUUGGGACACUUCUUCUUCCCUGUGCUGUGCUCGUUCGAGGGCGCACAACAGGCCAAGGUCUUCCUCGUCAAGGAUCCUACAGCUGAUCUCAGCUACAUUGCUGACCCCGAGUUGAGAUUCAUCUUGACCGGUGGUGUUGUCAGCCAGUGUAAUCCAUUGGCUUUGACGUCCAAGAGUCUCAAGGCUCUUGCUUAG